AUGGCAGCUACUCAAGUUCUUCUCGAAUUCGGCGUUACCACAAAAGGAAAACGAUUGCUUAUCUUUGAUGGACAUAUAUACACAUUAAAUAAAGAUCGAGGAAAAGUGAAAUAUUGGCGUUGUCAGGAUCGUUUCUGUUCGGCCUUUGUUCACACCGAUGGAAAGGAUAACUACAAAGUACAUUCCGGCACCCACGAUGGACAUUUACCUUCACCUGAACGCAUUGAGCUUCUUAAAUUCCAACAAAAGGUCAAAGAGCGAGUUGUCAAAGAAACAACACCAAUAGCUCGUAUAUAUGAACAGGAAUUGGCAGUAUCAAAGCUUAGUCAGACUAGUUUAGCCCUUGUAGCAGAUGCUAAAGAUGCUCAACCAUCGCUUUCACGUCUUCGUCGAAAAACAACUCCAACUCUUCCUACAUCAUCAGAUUUCGACAUUCCGAUGAAUUACAGGCAGACUUUAGAUGGCAAAGAUUUUCUUUUUAAGGAUACUCUCAUACGUGGCAAGAGAGCCUUGAUUUUUGCUAAUGAACGACAAUUAGCCAUGCUUUUUGAGUCGAAACACAUCUUCAUCGAUGGCACAUUCUCAGAUGGUCUCUGGAUGGAGUAUAAAUAUCCAGUAAGUGACAUUAUGAUGUUAGCGCAUAAUAUCAUUCUUAUUCAUUUACCUGCACUUCGAACUCUCGACUUUGGUUUCACUUAUUACUGGAUAACAUGGCCCAUUACUGUAUGUGUUCCUCUUACCUAUCUACGUGUAGCAUUAACGUCCAUGGGUGAUUUAGUUCGUAUUAUGUCGACAUCACAACUCGCCUGUGCAUUACGUCAAUUACAUGUCACGAUUGAUAAUGGUAACUACAACGACUAUUGUACUGCAACAACAUCUAAUCAACUGAUUCGAAUGGUUAAUUUGCAUACAUUUACUUUUUUUAAACUUUUUCUCGACUAUAAUAAUGAGAUGGACAUUGAUCGACAUUCUGACAUCGUCCAAUGCCAUGCCUGUUCUUCAACGUCGUCACCACUAUUCACUGAUCAUCGUCAUGUUGAUGUUCAUUUUGCUUUCAGUCUCAUUAAUUAUCCUCAACAUCUCGAAGUAACACAAUAUAUACCACGUGGUAAUCGUUUUCAACCACGAGAAAUAGUCGGUGCAACAUUUGUUGUUAAUCACUGGUCUGAAAAAUCAGAAUGGCUCACUGAUGGUGAUCCUUUUGCUCGUGGUGAUCAAUAUUAUCAUCAUAUGUGGUAUACUCUUCCGUGGACAUUUGAUGAAUUCUUUCACGAAGAAUAUAUUCCACACACAAGGAUUACUAAAAUACAAGUAUUUGAAAUACCUUCUCGAAAAAUUAUAACAAUCGGUCAAUCAUUUCUUCGGGCACUCAAUACAUCGGGACCAACUUUACCAUCAUCUAUAUUCUAUUUACCUCAUGUGGCAUUAUCUAAUUGUAUUGAAACGUUGCACUUGUCAUUUUAUAAUACACCUAUUCGUAUAGAUUUACCUGCACUUCGGCAUAUGACUUUGGUAAAUAGUAUUAAUUGUUUGAACUGUUAUUCUUCAUUUCCGAAAACCAUUCGUUCUAUUCAUAUUCUGCUUUCUUAUACUUUUCCUAUGUAUACGCUACCAAAUUGGUCGGUGGUUUCAUAUUUACGUUCAGCAUUGCCACAAUUGAGUUCGUUACGAAUAUCUUUGUAUGACUUACCAAAAACUGUCGAUGAUAAAAAUUGUGAAAUAAUCGCAAAGACAACAUCAUUGUUCAGAGAUUUUGGUUUUUAUUUUCGACGGAGAUUCAACUUAUCAAAUGGUGAUGAUUUCCUUUCUGUGUUUGAUGACCAUAGAAAAUUUAUUAAACAAUUAUGUCAUUGUAUUCUUUUGUUGUCCGUUGACAAACAACCUUAUUAUUCAAUUGAGAAGGAGGGUUAUGGACUCACGACGUGGUUUUGA
This is a messenger RNA of Rotaria sp. Silwood2, 1932 nucleotides long. NCBI's taxonomy places the organism in Eukaryota, Metazoa, Rotifera, Eurotatoria, Philodinida, Philodinidae. The record is from the annotation of a GenBank genome assembly.